AAUAUCUGUAUGGAAUUACAAACGUAAAACGACGUCGUUUGCUCUAACCUGCUCUAAAUUUUAAUUUCGAUUCCGAGUCUUCACAGAAUUAGAGCCAUAAAGCGUAGUAGUAGAAGAAGACGAUAAUGGAAAUAGCCGUUAGGGCUCUUCUCCCUGGCUUAAACUCCAAGAUAAUCAAUGGGAAGCAAGCAUUAGAUGUCUGUAGUCCCUACUUUUCUUGUAGAAGAGCAUGUUUUUUACCUCAGUUAAAAACCAUUAGUAGAGAAUUUCGGUUGAGGAAUAAAUAUUGCCCUUCUGUUUAUUGCGCAGUAUCGGGAGUGGAAGAAGUUGGAGUUUCUUCAUCACAAAAAGAGGACAUCUCGGUUUUGAUUUCUAAAUCAAAUGAAAAUGGAGAACUGAAGAUAAGCGUGGAGGUCUCAGGUGACAAAACUCAGAAAAUUUUUGAUAAUGUAUUUGAUAAAAUGGUUGCUGCAGCACAGCCAAUCCCAGGCUUUCGGAGAGUGAAAGGAGGAAAAACACCAAAUAUACCUAAAGAUAUUUUGCUGGAAGUACUUGGGCCGUCUAAGGUUUACAAGCAAGUAAUCAAGGAACUAAUCAAUUCAGCUGUAGCUGGAUAUGUUGAAAAGGAAGGUUUAAGGGUCAGUAAAAACUUGAGAGUUGAUCAGAGUUAUGAAGAUCUUGAGGAUGUUUUUGAACCUGGCGAAAAAUUUUGCUUCGACGCAGUUCUUCAGCUUCAUGAAACAAGUUCUUCUACAGCUGGAUCCAUUCCUAAAUGAACUCACCAGCAUGUUUGAGAGCAGCACAGAGAAAGGGUCUAUAUGGGUUACACUCAAAAGAUCAUCAUUGAAGUCAACAGCACAAAAGAAUCAAAUGACGACAGCUGGACAACCCCUUGAUUACAGAUGUCUUAUACGAGCAACUGAUGGCAAAAA
This is a messenger RNA of Carica papaya (papaya), 932 nucleotides long. Its product is annotated as bacterial trigger factor. Gene Ontology annotation, molecular function: peptidyl-prolyl cis-trans isomerase activity; ribosome binding; protein folding chaperone. The record is from RefSeq and is a predicted model, not a curated record. NCBI's taxonomy places the organism in Eukaryota, Viridiplantae, Streptophyta, Magnoliopsida, Brassicales, Caricaceae. Gene Ontology annotation, biological process: protein transport; protein unfolding; 'de novo' cotranslational protein folding.